UUAUUAUCAACAUUUCAAACAUCAGAUGUCAUUAUUUAUUUAAUUUAAUGGGAUAGGUUUUUAUAAUAAUUAUAAUUUAUGUUUUAUUCAUCUAUUAUUAUUCAGAAAAUUAUGACAGUAUCAGACCAAAAAAUUUCAAUUAUUUCGUUGUAAAAUUGCUAUGAAUUUUUUGACGAAGUUAAGUUACUGGGGAGUGCAAGCGAUGAAGACUGUGAAGUAUGUCAGAAUGGGCAGCAAGACGAUGUCCAAUUGGUUUCCCGGGUACAAGCCUUUUGAAGACAAGCUGAUACAAUCCGGGUAUAAAAAGGCCCAAGCUAAAGUUGACGAAGCCAGAGACGCCCUUGAUUGCGUUGUUCCUGAUGUUGAAGUCAUCAAAGCGCUGCCUGAUCCCCCAGCAUUGAUUUACCAGAAGCCAUGGAAGAAAACUAAGGCAAAGUCUGAAAAAGAUAUAUUGCAGCAUUUAAAGACGUUCUUCACUGACGAAUUGACUUAUCACAAGUCUUUACAGAAGAUCAACAAAAAAGCAUCGAAGAGAAUUAAAAAAUUACUUCGGAAAAUGUGAUUAAAAUGAUUUUUACUCUCAA
Molecule: messenger RNA, 584 nt
Organism: Spodoptera frugiperda (fall armyworm)
Lineage: Eukaryota; Metazoa; Arthropoda; Insecta; Lepidoptera; Noctuidae
Exons: 2
Coding region: 161-562 (133 amino acids)
Source: RefSeq, a predicted model, not a curated record